AUGUCUACACUCACAACAGCGCGGUCAAUUGACCCGUUUCCUACCUCGGGCCACCACCAACUCGGAGAGACCGACAUCAGCACCGUCGGCCGCAAGCCGCAAGGAAACCACUCCGAUUUCGUGCGAUGGCGUCCAUCUUUCCAUCUUUUGGCACCCCAUGGAUGGUUAAACGAUCCGUGUGGUCCGGGUUAUGACUCUUCUCGGGGACGGUAUCUCCUGGCGUUCCAAUGGAAUCCCAAUGGUAACGACUGGGACAACAUAUCUUGGGGGCUUUCAACAUCAAAAGACCUCGUAUCAUGGGAAACAUUUUCGCAGCCAUGCCUUGUCCCAGCCGCUCCGUAUGACCGUCUUGGUAUCUUCACCGGCUGUCUCCGGUCUACCAAUGUUGAUGGAAAGCAAGAUGGAACACUGACCUAUCUAUACACGUCGGUCAACCAACUUCCUAUACAUUUUACGAUCCCCUAUACCCCGGGAUGUGAGACUUUAAGUAUUGCUGUUUCGCACAAUGGGGGCGACACGUGGGAGCGAUUGCCAUUUAACCCCAUUCUUCCUGGCCCGCCGGAGAGUCUUAAGGUCACCGGCUGGAGAGACCCAUUCAUUUCAUCUUGGAGGUCUGCACCAGCACAGGUCCGUCGGGAAGGUGUGCUGUACGGUUUCAUCUCAGGCGGUCUUUCUGAUGUAACACCAACAGUGUUCGUUUACACUAUCAACGAGCACAAUCUGGCUGAAUGGAAGUUUGCUGGGCCUCUGAUAGAUGUGGGACUCAACCUGCGACCUUCGCGCUGGACUGGAGAUUUUGGGGUGAACUGGGAGGUGGCCAAUUUGGUCACCCUCACAGAUAACGAAGGCAGUUCGCGUGAUUUUCUCAUAAUGGGGUCGGAGGGCUGUCUACCUCGAGACGAGAAAGAACGUGCUGACAACCCCAUUGCAAGAGAUUCCAGAAUCCAUCGGUCACAGCUGUGGAUGUGUGUCAAGGAGAGGAACCCAUCUGAUGGUUCUAAGUCUGCUGCACUUAUGGAAUACUCUUUUGGUGGGAUCUUCGACAACGGACUGUUAUACGCAGCAAAUUCGUUCUGGGACCCCGUGAUCGAGCAGCAAGUCGUGUUUGGCUGGAUCACAGAGGAGGAUUUGCCUGAUAACCUGCGUCAUCGACAAGGUUGGAGUGGUCUGAUCUCGUUGCCACGAGUGCUCAGUUUGAUGACGAUCCACCGCGUGAAGAGAGCACGAUCGACAGCCGAUGUUAGGGACAUCACCUCUAUCGAAGCUACCCCAGACGAUUCUGGGACACACACAAUCCGAACCAUGAAGAUUAGCCCUGAUCCAAGACUGCGGAGACUUCGAAUGAACUCACGGAAGACCGAUUUCGCUCACUCUCGACUGUAUCCUGUUGGAAAUGGAACUACCAAGACAACUGAAUCCACAUUCUUGCCUUUGUAUACAUCCCGAUGGGAAGUGGACGCCAGAUUUGAUGUCGGCCAUGAGUGUAGUCGAGUUGGUAUUGUUAUAUACCAUGACGCAGCUCUCCAGGAUAAGACUCUACUCGUUUGGGAUCAAAAUAGCGAGACCUUUAUGAUUGAGAGACCGAAUAUAUGGAGAAAGCAGUCUGAUACUUCUGUCAAUCACGCACCUGAAGUCAGCCCUCACACCUUGUUCACGUAUAUUUCACACACCAAGUCUGGCGAUGGUUGCGGAGUCGAUGAGGAAAGAGAAGAACCACUUCACAUUCACGCAUUCUACGACUCAAGUGUCCUUGAGGUGUUUAUCAACGAACGGACUGUUCUCUCGACACGUAUCUACUAUCCGGCCGAUAUUAAUGGUGCUUUCGACAUUGGGUGUCAUGGAAUCUAUUUCUUUGCUGAAGGGUCUAAUUUUACUGAUGCGCGCGAACCUUCCAGCAUUGCAAAUGAGUCCAGUACUACAGCAUUACUCGGCGCCACGGUUUGGGAUGGGCUGGGAGCAUAG
Messenger RNA from Paecilomyces variotii, 1962 nucleotides. Its product is annotated as glycosyl hydrolase. The coding region runs from base 1 to 1962 and encodes 653 amino acids. The record is from RefSeq and is a predicted model, not a curated record. Gene Ontology annotation, biological process: sucrose catabolic process. The transcript has 2 exons. Gene Ontology annotation, molecular function: sucrose alpha-glucosidase activity. Lineage: Eukaryota; Fungi; Ascomycota; Eurotiomycetes; Eurotiales; Thermoascaceae.